AUGUUGUCACAAAUAUUUAGCAUCUCUAAAAAUGACAUGAACAAUGAAGUACACAAAAAAUCUUAUAGAUUGCCAGAUGAAGUAUACCAAACUGCUAACAUAUCGAAACUUCUUAUUGUUAUAGAAGAUGGUAAAGCAGAUGUUUUCAAAGGAAAGACUCUCGAAGAGAUCGAUUUAGAUAUGAAUGAAGAGCUAGAUGAAGAGGUUCUUGAUAACGAUCAAAUACUCGAUUAUGAUUGUAAGCUAAUCGAAACUGUCAACUCUGAUUGCAUUCAACAAAUGCGUAGUCAAAACAAUUUAUCUCAGGCUGGACCAUCCCGUAUUCGGACUUCUCAAUAA
This is a messenger RNA of Parnassius apollo (apollo), 339 nucleotides long. The record is from the annotation of a GenBank genome assembly. Lineage: Eukaryota; Metazoa; Arthropoda; Insecta; Lepidoptera; Papilionidae.